Molecule: messenger RNA, 2687 nt
Organism: Conger conger (European conger)
Lineage: Eukaryota; Metazoa; Chordata; Actinopteri; Anguilliformes; Congridae
Product: Golgi integral membrane protein 4-like
Exons: 12
Coding region: 607-1812 (401 amino acids)
Cellular component (GO): Golgi membrane; Golgi apparatus
Source: RefSeq, a predicted model, not a curated record
UCAACACAACAAGACGUCGAACUACGCACGAAUACGGCGCAAUGGGUGUUUUGCUUUUCUACUCAGACUCGCGCACACACUUACGUGUCCGGAGGGACUUGUGUUGAUCCUUCUGUUUUGCUUUGUUUGCAAAUGCACUUGGAUAUAAGAGUGAUCAUACAUAGAAGAGCAUGUGUGGAAAUAAUAAAACGGCAAGGGAAUAGCUAGCUAGUUAACUCAGGCUAGCUAGCUUCCUACUUUCAGAACGCGUAAAAGACAAUUGAAAAACACUUUUUCCCCCCACAACAGAUCCCAGGAGAACUUGGAAGAAGAAAAGGAAGCCGGUUCAGUCGGAAACGCGGAGGUGGGAAAUAAAUCGGAAUAAAAGAAGGAAACAACCAAGAAAGGAGAAAAACAGAUUCUUACACGUCUACAUAUCGGGAUCUUUGGCCCGGUUCCCGCUAUACGUGAGUCAGUGCCAUCAUCAUGUUUGACUCAAUGUAAUCGGGACACCUGCCUGCACCCAAGCCCAGGUCAUCACCCUAAACACCCCAUGCCCCCACCCUCAAGACUGUGCCUGCCUCUCCCUGUCUGUGCCUCACGCCCCCCCCGCUCCCCUGUGCCACCAUGCUGGGACUGUGCUGGCGCAGGCAGAAGUGCAACGGCGCGACGGCGCUGUUCGUGCUGGCGGUCUGCGCGGCCUGUGCGGUUGUGCUCCUGCUGCUGUCCCGACUGCGCGACAGCACCGCCGAGCUGCACACGCACGCGCAGCACUGCAGAGAGCAGCAGGAGGCCCUGUCUGCACAGCUGCAGGUGGUGUAUGAACACCGGUCCCGUCUAGAGAGGACCUUACAGAAAGAGAGAGUGGAGCACAAGAAGACCAAGGAAGAUUUCUUGUUAUACAAACUGGAGGCACAAGAAUCCUUGAACAAGGAAAAGCAAGAUGCCAUGAACCGAUACAGUGCUCUGAGCUCCCAAAAUAAUAUCCUCAAGAACCAGCUGGGAGAGAUGCGCACUCAGCUCCUGUCCCAGCAGACCACCAACGGGGAGCAGCAGCUCGUCCAACGCAAAGCCUUGGAGGAGUGCAAACAGAUGGGCGUGCUCCGGCACACCGAGGACCAGGACCGCAUCGCAUCCCUGCAGGACACCGUGAUGAAGUUACGGGAGGAGAGUAAGCUCUUGAGGAAGGCCCACCAGGACAUCCACAGCCAGCUGCUGAGUGCCCAGGCGCAGAAGGGGGAAUCCCAGCACACCAGACAGUCCCUGCAGAAGGAGCCUGUUCUGAACAGACUGUCAAUCAUCCAGCCACAGAUCGCCAUGGGGAAGCACGCGGGUCCUCAGCUCCCAGACCUUAAGGUCACAAUUCUUCCUCUUCUCAGCCAAUCCAAACAGAAGACACAGCUAGAGAUUGGGCUGGUUGGUACACGCUCAACCAAUCAGAAGGACUUUUUGGUGAAUAACAUGGAUAAGUGGCCAGGUGAAGAAGGACAGGAGCAUCAGUUAGACAGCCUGAACAGGAAAAACAAUUACAACCAGAGACCGGACAAGAAUUUCCUCUUGACUAAUGAGAAGCCUUCAUCCAACAACUGGCGGGGUGUGAUGGCCAAUGAGAUCAAGAGCACGGUGCCGGAAGAGAUUAAUGAGGACAAAGAUUUUGUCGAAAGGCUGGAUAAUGGAGACCUGGAAAUUGACUCCCAGGGGGAAGAGAUGGCUCAAGGUCAGGGCGCCAUUGCCCAGGAACCAAUGGAGGAUGGGAGAAUAGGAGAGACAGAAGAUCAGCUUGAAGAGGAAGAGGAAGAAGAGGAGGAAGGAGGAAACGAGGAAGAAUAUUAACGCCCGGAGCUGCCUUUUGCCCUUUAAACAAACCGCCCAUUCUUUCUCCAUUACAUUCAUCAUACCACUUUACCUCACUUCCCUGCCAUUGGCCCUUACCUUUCUCACGCUCUGUGUCCUGCCCCUACAUACUCCUGCUCACUGCCUGCGCCUCUCCACUUAAAGCCUUUGCUCAGAGAAUAAUGGCGACUCGCGGUGUUGCAGUGUCUCACCGUAGAUGAAGACAGGCAUGAAGUAUCCAGCAGGCAGGGGUAAUGCGCAGGCCAGGACCAGCAGCCACAGCUGGGAAGGUGACGAGUGAAGUGGACAGUCACAGUUUACAGUUAACCGUCACCACUUACUGAGUAUAUUUCAGGAAAAAAAAAGAUGUUGCCUUAUAUUCCAUUUUCCCUCACAGGGAACAGUUUAUAAAGCUGGCUAUUACACUUCAUAGGACUUGACUCAAGCUUGUUUGCAUCGGAUGAAACCGGUUCAUCGAUGUGUAUGCAAGUUAUGUUGCAGCUAUUAAUACUUUGACUGUUAUAUACAGAUACAUUUGAUUUGAACACAAUUCUCCUUUUUUUCUCUCAGAAUUAUAAUCCAAGCCAUGGCUAGUUGAUGCGUUGUGUUCUUUUGAUACUUUGCGCAACUGUUUUCCUUCAUAAAGGAGCGUGUCUGUUUUAAUGGUUAGCUUUUUCAUGUGCUGAAGAUUUCAGUGCAGAGGAACUUUCCAUUAGAUUUCCUACGUAUAGUGUGAACAAGCAAGUCUGUGUGUACAAAGCAACUCAAAACACCAAUAAUGUAAGGUAUAGUAUUAUGGUUUUCUAUAUGUACCAAUUUGUUUAAAUACUUUUGUCUACCAUUUCAAUAAAAGCAAGUUUGUAAUAUCAACCAAA